CCAUCCGUUACGGCGCAGUAGCGCGACACGAUCAGAGAGGGGAGAAAGAAGACGACGAGUCGACGACCCCGCUCCCUGCUCACGCCUUUCUUCGGCUCCCUUCUUUCUCCUUGCCUCCUCGACCGGCCGGCCUCAUCAGCUUCCCCUCUCCCGCGCGCGCGCGCACCUUUCCGUGCUCGAUCCUUCCUUUCCCCGCGUGCUCUGGCGCGCGCAAGGAUCAAAAGGCGCCCGCCCGCCACUAGCGGCGACUGGCAUGUAACGCGCGCUCCCCGGCAGCCGUGAUCUUAAAAGGGGGCGCGGCGGGCGACAAGAAGGCGAGCGGGUCUUGGCCGGCAGCAAUCUUUGCGAAUCCGCAAGAGAUUCUCUCUGCUUUCCUGCGCGGUUGAUUCGCCGAGAGGUUGACUGUGUUGGCGGCUGAGGCGGGCAUGGACGAGGCGGAGGAGAUGCAGGUGGAGAGGCUGCACGAGGAGGCCGACGCCGGGGGCGCCGACACGGACAAGCUCAGCUACGAGAUAUUCUCCAUCCUCGAGAGCAAGUUCCUGUUCGGCUACACCGACCCACACCAGCUCUGGCUGCCCAAGGCGCCGCCGCCUGCGCAGGCGUCCGCUGCUGCUGCGGCGGCGGCGGUCGCGCCGGGGAAGGCGGCGCAGCGGGGGAAGGUCUGCGUGCUCUGCGUCGACGGCGGCGGGGGCGGGCUGCGGGCGCUGCUGGCCGGCCGCGCGCUGGCGCACCUGGAGGCCGCGCUCCGCCGCGCGUCGGGGGACCCCGACGCCCGCGUCGCCGACUACUUCGACCUCGUCGCGGGCACCGGCGCGGGGGGCGUGUUCGCGGCGAUGCUCUUCUCCACGCACUCGCGCGGCUCGCCGCUGUUCCACGCUGACGACACGUGGCGGCUCGUGGCGGACCACGCGCCGCGGAUGUUCCGCAGGCCCGCGGGCUCCUCGGCCUCCCUGUUCUGCCGCGGCAAGAAGCGGCCGCUAGCCGAGCCCACGGCGGCGCUGGAGGCGGCCAUGAGGUCCGCGUUCGGCGAGGAGCUCACCCUGCGGGACACCAUCAAGCCCGUGCUCAUCUCCUGCUACGACCUCAAGACGUCCGCGCCGCUGGUGUUCUCGCGCGCCGACGCCCUGGAGAACGAGAGCUACGACUUCCGCCUCUGCGAGGUCGGCCGCGCCGCGUGGUCCGAGGCCGGCCGCUUCGAGCCCGCCGAGGUGUCCUCGGUGGACGGCGCCACGUCCUGCGCCGCCGUGGACGGCGGGCCCACCAUGGGCAGCCCGGCGGCCGCCGCCAUCACGCACGUCCUCCACAACAAGCACGAGUUCCCGUUCGUGCGCGGCGUCGAGGACCUCCUCGUGCUCUCCAUCGGCGGCUGCUCCGGGGGAGGUCCCAGCGCAGCCGCCGACGCGGACCUCCGGCGUAUGCGCCGGUGGGGUCCCAAGGAGUGGGCGCGCCCCAUCGCUCGCAUUGCGGCCGACGGCGCCGCCGACCUGGUCGACCACGCCGUGGCGCGCGCCUUCGGGCAAUGCCGCUCGUCGAACUACCUGCGCAUCCAGGCGAAGCGGGAGAGCAUGCCGCCGUCCGGUCCGGACGGGGAGUACGAGCCGACCCCGGGGAACGUGCGCGCGCUGCUGGCGGCGGCGGACGAUAUGCUGAAGCAGCGGAACGUGGAGUCGGUGCUGUUCGAGGGGCGGCGGGUCGGGGAGCAGACGAACGCGGAGAAGCUGGACCGGUUCGCGGCCGAGCUCGUCGCCGAGCACCGCGGCAGGGGAUCGCGGAUCGCGCCCACCGUCGCGUUCAAGCAGGCGCCGCAGAAGCCGUCGGCGCUGGGCUGAGCUGGUGACACCGUGGACCCGUGGCGUUGAGGACAUGUAGGCCUCGAACUCCCUUUCUCCUUGCUUGGGCUCGCGGCUGGAAUCCUGCUGCAUAUUUUUUACGCGGCAGCGUGGCAUGGCGAUACGGCGUUGCUCCCGGAUGCAUUCGCCGCUGUGAACUUUGUGGAAGGGGGGAAAAUAUCAAAGGAAUAUUUGCGAUAUAUAUUUGAUUUUCAGUUGAACUUAGGGGAUAA
Molecule: messenger RNA, 2062 nt
Organism: Panicum hallii
Lineage: Eukaryota; Viridiplantae; Streptophyta; Magnoliopsida; Poales; Poaceae
Product: patatin-like protein 6
Exons: 2
Coding region: 426-1829 (467 amino acids)
Biological process (GO): lipid metabolic process
Source: RefSeq, a predicted model, not a curated record